AGCAAGCACAGGCUGAGGUUACGCGCACGCUGUAAUGUGUUUUGUGAGAGAGGACUUCAACCAGUCGAAAAUGAUACGGCUUAUUGCAUGUACUUUAAUGUUAUGUUUGGUUUGGUUUAUUUAAAAAAGGGAACAGUAGGUCAAUACAACAUUCGUGAAAUUGACAGUUUGCUUUCAAACCGUUUAAAUGCUGGAAUGGCUCUUGGCUUUGUCCAUUGUGAUCUUGGGGGCCGUUAUUUGGACAGCGUCGAAAUAUUUUGGUACCCAGCGCGAGCCAGACGCAAUCCUCCAGGGGCUCGGAAUUUCAGAGCAAAAGUAUGUAUCAGACCGGGGGGUCCCGCUGGACGUUGUCGAUGCCCAGACACCGGACCGGGCAAGUGAGAAGAAAGUCCCCGCUGUUGCGCUGAUAUGCAAACCCUCGGCGCUGGCCAACUAUCUCCUCAAACACUGUAGGUCUUUCAGCAAUUAUACCGCAUGCACGGGGUGGACUUGGCGACGAGUGCUAUUCUUCAGACCGUCUACGGCGCGUGCUGGCCGUACGAGAGCCGUGUGCAUUUCGUUCGCGACCACCUGCAGUUGAGCGACGACGGUCUAGUGGCGCUGGAUUGGGCAGUGUCGGUGGCCGGUGCGUCGUACCAGAAACGGAGGAGAACCUCGAGUAAUUCCACGAGCCCCAUCCUCCUCAUCAUACCCAACUCUUUUGGGAAAAUCACUAGAAAUGUUCUGAAGCUCUGCGAGGCAGCACUGAUCCACGGCUACCUCCCUGUGGUGUUUAACCGCCGCAGCCACAACGCCACGCCCCUCAGCACCGUCAAGUUGCAGCAGUUCGGCGACCCAGGGGACCUACGCGAGGCUGUGCGUUAUGUGCGAUACCGGCAGCCUGUUAGCCGGCUGUACGCAGUGAGCGAGAGCACAGGGUCUGGUCUGCUCCUUUCCUACCUGGGAGAGUGUGGCUCAUCCAGCUAUGUGACAGCUGCCGCCUGCCUCUCGCCUGUGUUCCGCUGCCAGAGCUGGUUCGAGAACGGGCCCAUCUGGCCUCUGCAGUGGGCUCUGGUGAUCUACCAGAAGAUAUGUCUCAGCAGGUACAGGACAGUGCUCGGGGAGACAGUGCACACAGACACCCUUUUCUCUAGUUGUUCCCUGCGUGGCCUGGAGGAGGCGCUGUUUUGCCACCCUCAAUCCCCUAAAGUAGCCCAAUCAGGGGCGACCAGUGGCAGCAGCGGAGGAGCCUGGGAGGCCUACUGGGAACGCAACGAUCCCCUCCGGGAUGUAGAUGAAGUCGCCAUUCCCGUCCUGAGUGUCUGCGCUCAAGACGACCCUAUCAGAGGAGACCCCCAGUCCACCUUACCGCUGGAACUCUUCGAGAGCAACCCCCACUUCUUCCUACUGCUGACCACCAGGGGUGGACACUGUGGCUUUAACACCCCAGAAGGGAGCGCUUUCUCUGGCGGAGGGACACCUGGGACGGGCUGGAGUCACCGGGCCCUGCUGGAAUUCUUUAGGGCCACCACAGACUUCAUUGCGGCGGAGGAGAGGGUUAAGCAGGCUGCCAGACGCAGAGGUCUUGGGGGCAGCAGCCAGGGUAAAUCCUUCAGACACCGUAGUGUUAGUACCUGUAAGAGGCUGCCCGCAUGCUCACACAGUAUUCACACUAUCUAUAACUGGCAGAGAUCCUACACACGUUGAGCUUGGGCGACGAUUGAUGGAUUGAAAUAAAAUGAAAUGCAAAUUGACUUAAUACACAAACCGAACACGUGGACAUUUCUAGUGAAAUGCUUACUUUCCAACAAUACAAUAAAAUAGUGAUUUAUAUUAACACUAAGUGUGACUACAUUAGGUAGUUUCAGGUAGAUAUGUACAGGUGAUUGGGCUGAAGUGACUACAGUAGGUAGUUUCAGGUAGAUAUGUACAGGUGAUUGGGCUGAAGUGACUACAGUAGGUAGUUUCAGGUAGAUAUGUACAGGUGAUUGGGCUGAAGUGACUACAGUAGGUAGUUUCAGGUAGAUAUGUACAGGUGAUUGGGCUGAAGUGACUACAGUAGGUAGUUUCAGGUAGAUAUGUACAGGUGAUUGGGCUGAAGUGACUACAGUAGGUAGUUUCAGGUAGAUAUGUACAGGUGAUUGGGCUGAAGUGACUGCAGUAAGUAGUCUGAGGUAGAUAUGUACAGGUGAUUGGGUAUGUGAAGGUGGUGCUUGAUAGUCUGGGUACUAUCAAAAAAAUUCAGUAGCCGCUUCGUGGUAGAAACUGUUCAGGCUCCUGCAGCUUCCCCACUUGAUGCGCCUGUAUCAUUUCCCAGGCGGUAGCAGGGAGAAAGUCUAUGGUUAGGGUCUUCUCCUACUGUAGAUCUUUUGUUUUGCUAAGGUUGAGAAAAGACGUUGUUGUCUUAGCACCUCCCUUGCCAGUCACUGACCUGGCUAACGUGUUUUUAACAGUUCAACUUUUUUCCUGUAAAUACAUUAAAGACAUUUUCUGAAAAAGGACUGGUUAUCUUCACUGUCCACCAAUGUAACAGUUCAAUUGAGAAAGCAUUGGAAUUUUUGGAAAAGAAAUUGAGCGGGUGAUAUGGAUGACAGUGAAUUGUAACUACUACAGUUGCUCAAGGAUUUUUGCUACGGAAGAGCUGAACAGCCAACCUAAUUAAUAGAUGAAAGCUUGUUUUAUGGACAGAGAAACAGAAUAGGGUUUUACCAGAAAGCCUGUGCAUUUUGUCUUUGACUCCGCCCAAUGAAUAUUCAAUUCCAAGACCCCUCUGGACUUCCAGGAUUUUUCUGAUGAGCAAAUUAGGUUUAAGGAGAAACUAUGUAAUGAUGUUGGGAUGUUUUGCUUAUCUGGGUGGAACCAGCCAGGUUUGAGGGUUUGUGACCGGGCUUUACGAUAUCUGUAAUUUGCAACAUUGACUUGGCACCGUUUGUGAUCAUUUUCCCUUUUUUCUAAACAUGCUGAACUUUAGUUGAAUGUCUUACAUUACUGUAUGUUAUUGGUAAAUGAACAUGAUAAUAAAGAUGUAGUUACUUUACUUUAUUUUUGUCACAUAUACAAUAAUAAUACUUUUCUUCAUAAUAUCAUAGGACAGGUUCAGCCACAGGUUAUUGUAGCACUGUGGAAUAUUAUGUGGUGAAUUAUAAUAAAUAGCGUUAUUAUCCUA
Molecule: messenger RNA, 3145 nt
Organism: Esox lucius (northern pike)
Lineage: Eukaryota; Metazoa; Chordata; Actinopteri; Esociformes; Esocidae
Gene: abhd15a
Product: abhydrolase domain containing 15a
Exons: 3
Coding region: 475-1686 (403 amino acids)
Molecular function (GO): monoacylglycerol lipase activity; short-chain carboxylesterase activity
Source: RefSeq, a predicted model, not a curated record